AUGUUUGCAGCGAUUCUCGUUUUCUUCAAUAUAGUAGUGACAGUCUAUUCCGAAUCUCCUAUUAAUUUGCCCGAUUCUCCUGACAAUGAUGUGGUCCAAUAUUCCGGAUAUUUAGAUUUCGACAACAACCAAGUUCAUUAUAUGUUUGUUUUGGCCGAAAAUGAUUCCAGUUCCAGUCCAGUCUUGGUUUGGCUGGGCAGUUCCCCAGGAUGUUCUUUACUCUAUCAUUAUUUUGAAUUUUUGGGCCCAUAUAUCAUUGAUACAAAUUCAAACGGUUCAUUGGUGCGAAAUAAUAAUGCAUGGAGUAAAAUCGGUAAUCUGUUGGUCAUUGAUAAUUCCAUCAAUGCAGGAUUCUCCUAUGGUCGAACUGAAACGCCUAAUGUGUACAGGAGGAGAGAUCUCACUUACAAGGCACUUUUACGAUUCUUUGAAAUAUUUCCACAAUUCAAGGGAUUGUUCUUCGGCAAUGCUAUCUUAGAUUUAAAUGAACUUACCACAGACCGAACAAUAUUUAUGUAUGGCCAUGGCUUUCUUGAUGAAAGACUUUAUCAAAUAGUACGUCAAAAUUGCUGUAAGGGUGUGAUGGAAGAAUGCAAUUUCCUUCAACCAUUCGGAGACGAAUUUUGUCGGAACGCCGCCUUUUAUUUAACAUCAUCAUUUUUGGAAUCCAGUUUAAAUAUUUAUAAUAUGAAUCAAAAAUGUAAAAAUAAUUCUCAAAUUACGAAAGCCAUUCGCGACAUUCGAAAUAAAAUUACGACGAUCGCAGAAUUUAUGAACAGUUUUGCAGCGCAAAUGGAUGUGGAAUGCGUUGAUGAAACUCCCUUUGCUUCAUAUUUAAAUAGAGCUGAUAUUCGGCAAGCUUUAAAUAUACCGGAAAAUGUGAAACCGUGGAAUAUAAUUGUAAAUUAUAAUUCUUUGCUGCCGAUAAGCAAUUACUAUGCGAUGAAAAUGGUUGUUAAUUCUGGAAUUCGUUUAUUUUUUUACAGCGGUGAUUCGUGCUUAAUGGCACCUAUGCUUCAUUCACAAAAAUUUGCUAGUAAACUCGGAUUUGAGAAAACUUCUGCGAAAAAACCAUUUUCUAUAGAGAAAAAUCGGGUAGCUGGUUAUCAUACACAAUAUGGCUUAAUCGAUUUAGUGACAAUAUUGAGAGCUGGUGUCUAUGCAAAAGAAAGGCCUGCGGAGGCUUUGCAUGCAAUGAACGCAUUUCUUAAAGGCGAAAAGCCAUGA
Molecule: messenger RNA, 1227 nt
Organism: Dracunculus medinensis (Guinea worm)
Lineage: Eukaryota; Metazoa; Nematoda; Chromadorea; Rhabditida; Dracunculidae
Source: the annotation of a GenBank genome assembly